AUGUUUAUACAGUGGUGUGAUCAUGAUGAUGUUGAUGAUGAUAAUCAGGAUGAUGGCGAUGAUGAUGAUGAUGAUGAUGAUGAUGAUGAUGGCGAUGAUGAUGAUGAUGCUGAUGAUGAUGAUGAUGAUGCUGCUGAUGAUGAUGAUGAUGCUGAUGAUGAUGAUGCUGAUGAUGCCGAUGAUAAUGAUGAUGAUUCGGAUGAUGACGAUGAUAACGUUGAUGAUGACGAUGUUGACGAUGAUGAUGAUGAUGAUGAUGAUGAUGGUGAUGAUGAUGAUGAUGAUGAUGAUGAUGAUCAUUCGGAUGUAUGA
Messenger RNA from Echinostoma caproni, 312 nucleotides. NCBI's taxonomy places the organism in Eukaryota, Metazoa, Platyhelminthes, Trematoda, Plagiorchiida, Echinostomatidae. The record is from the annotation of a GenBank genome assembly.